UUAAAAAAAAUUUUUUGGUAGGAAUGAGUGCAAAGUACUUAUAGCAGUUUUUUUGCUUCCUGGGAACCCUGUCGUAAAGAUAUAUGUCAAAACAAAAUUGACAACAGGAUUCCAAAUUUUAUGUAAUAAUUUGGUUUUUUAUUGGCCAAAUUUUAGCGUUUAAUAUGUCUUUAAUACGUCAAGCAUUACGACGGGCGACACAGAAUGUGCAAUGGGUGCGCACUAUGUCAUUGGGUUCUCGCGAUGCUCCGUACAUUGACGUUGACGCAGCUUUAGCUAAACCUGAAGAAAUCGAAGAAAAGAAAAAAUUGAGUAGUACUAUAACCGUACCAGAGAAGGUGGAUAUUAGUCCCAUUACAGGUGUGCCUGAAGAACAUGUUAAGACGCGCCGUGUCUGCAUACAUGUACCAGCCAAAAAUGCUAUGCAAAGCGGUACCAACAACCUGAAUUACUGGAAAAUUGAAUUUGAUAAUCGUGAGCGUUGGGAAAAUCCACUAAUGGGCUGGACAUCUACCGGCGAUCCCUUAUCGAAUAUGCAAAUUGAGUUCGGCACAAAAGAGGAAGCAAUAGCACAUUGCGAAAAAAAUGGUUGGCGCUGGUUUAUAGGUGAAGAGGAUAAGCCAAAGAAAGAACGCGUUAAAAAUUAUGGUGUCAACUUUUCAUGGAAUAAACGUACACGCGUAUCUACUAAGUAACUACUUGAUUUAAAAAAGAAAUACUGCUGUAGCGAAAUAUAUCUUUUAAAAAACUAUUGAUUUGGAAAAUUGUGAACUAGAAAGUUAAAGCUACCAAUAUAAUAUAGCGAAAUAUUAAAAUAUAAUUUUAAUGAAA
This is a messenger RNA of Teleopsis dalmanni, 831 nucleotides long. Its product is annotated as NADH dehydrogenase [ubiquinone] iron-sulfur protein 4, mitochondrial-like. Lineage: Eukaryota; Metazoa; Arthropoda; Insecta; Diptera; Diopsidae. The transcript has 3 exons. The record is from RefSeq and is a predicted model, not a curated record. The coding region runs from base 165 to 695 and encodes 176 amino acids. Gene Ontology annotation, biological process: electron transport chain.